AUGAAAGUGCCCUUCUCAUUCCAGGGCACUAUUCCCUUCCGCAAUAGCGGCCAAUGCAUCCGCCACCGAUACCUCCGCCCGUCAGCGACAGCUCGAUACCUAUCCACGACCAGCCCCCUCCACUCAUCCGGCUCCAACAAUAACCCGCUGCGGACGCGCGCGAAUGUCCGGUCGCGCGAGGAGGAAAUCGCCAAAUCCCGCCGCUCGAUGAUUAUGUCUGCGGCGGGAAUAGCGGCUUGUGCGGUCGCCAUGUACGGCGUGAUCAAGCUGGAUGUGUUCGGGCUGGAACAGCAGCAGGGACAGAAAGCCGAAGAGGGGAACGCCGAGAAGAACGCAUCGGCGAUGAAGACGGAAGGGCCGGAUGGGUUCACGAGUCACCCGUCCGUCAUCCGAAUCCAGGGCCAGGAGGGUGUAGAGCAGGUCCCGACUGGGACGAGCUCGGUGCCCCUGUUCCCGACUACAAUUCAGUUGCCCAAGUACCAGGGGAACUCGACCCCUUCCAAUAUCCAGUCUGGGGAUGAGGUUAUUGGCACUGAGGAAGAGGAGUACCAGCUGCUUGGGCUUGGUAUCCGCACCGUCUCUUUUUUGAAGAUCCAGGUAUACGUGGUGGGACUGUACGUGGCUAAAUCCGACAUCGUGGAACUACAGCAGCGUCUCGUCCAGGUUGCUGUCAACCCCCCUUCGGAGGAGCAAGUGAUCUCAAACCCGGUUGGCGCGACUUCGGCUACGUCAUUGGUUUCUACGGAGCGCCAGCUUUUGAAGGAACUCCUACUGGAUGAGGAGAAGGGCGAGGACGUCUGGAAUGCGAUCUUGAAGGAUGAUGGACUCCGCACUGCUUUCCGGAUUGUGCCCACACGUAACACAGAUUUCCUGCAUCUGCGAGAUGGCUGGGUGCGGGGAAUCACGGCGCGGGCGCAAAAGGCCAACCUCAAGGCCAAGGCUGCCGCUCAAGUAGGCGAGGCUGCUCCCCUCGGAGAAUACCAGGAUGAAUCGUUCGGCUCGGCUAUGAAUGACUUCAAGGGCUUGUUCGGUGGUGGUCAGCGCAAGAAUGUGCCCAAGGGACAGACACUCGUACUGAUGCGCAGUGCCCAUGGGGAGCUGGAUGCGCUGUUCCAGCCUGAUGCCGCGAAGCCGUUCCGAUUCAUGGGUCGGGUUUCCGAUGAGCGGAUCGGGCGGCUGGUUUGGUUGAACUACCUGGCUGGAAAGAACGUGUCAAGUGAGGACGCUCGACGGAGCGUCGUGGAUGGUGUUAUGGGAAUCGUUGAGCGGCCGAUUGGGACAAUUGUUCAGAAGAUUGUGUAA
This is a messenger RNA of Aspergillus versicolor CBS 583.65, 1302 nucleotides long. RefSeq names its product chalcone isomerase domain-containing protein. The transcript has a single exon. The record is from RefSeq and is a predicted model, not a curated record. Bases 1 to 1302 code for a protein of 433 amino acids. Gene Ontology annotation, molecular function: intramolecular lyase activity. Lineage: Eukaryota; Fungi; Ascomycota; Eurotiomycetes; Eurotiales; Aspergillaceae.